This is a messenger RNA of Bacidia gigantensis, 2454 nucleotides long. RefSeq lists its product as uncharacterized. Gene Ontology annotation, molecular function: ATP binding; ATP hydrolysis activity. Bases 1 to 2454 code for a protein of 817 amino acids. The record is from RefSeq and is a predicted model, not a curated record. The transcript has 2 exons. Gene Ontology annotation, cellular component: Golgi stack. Gene Ontology annotation, biological process: SNARE complex disassembly; Golgi to plasma membrane protein transport; intra-Golgi vesicle-mediated transport. NCBI's taxonomy places the organism in Eukaryota, Fungi, Ascomycota, Lecanoromycetes, Lecanorales, Ramalinaceae.
AUGUUUGGCCGCAAACAGGUCCCAGAAGCUCAAAGGCAACCUUCCUCACAGCCACCCUCUCGUAGCCCAUACAGCCGCCUACCUCCAGACAAUGCAGACAGAUACGGCGGUGGAUCUUAUGGACGACCUCAACCCUCCUCACAACCUCAGUCAUACAACCCACCGCCAUCGGAGAAGCACGAUUCCUCCCGCGGGCAUGCUAGAACCGCAUCACGCAGUCGGUCCUGGCAGCUCCAACCUACCAAAUCUCCGAAGCCUCAAUUUCAUUUCUACAACAUGGUACCCGUAUCACCCUUCGACUUUCCUCUCGAACAAUUCAAUCCCCAAGGGUUCUACAUUGCCAUAAACGACUUUGUGUUUACAGCCAAGCAGGAUGAGGGCUUUCAACAAGGAUACGUCGGACUGUCAGAUUUUCAAAGAUCAUGGGCCGGCAUUGCUCUGUCCGAUACACUUUUCGUCACACCAUUUGAUCCGUUCCAAGAGGGGCAACACCAUUUCCUUGGCUCUCUAGACGCAGAAAUCUCGUUCGCUGGCAGAAGAGAAACGGACGUGCCGUUCGAUCAAGAUGAGUUACAAACUGCAUUUACAAGGAUGUAUGAGAAUCAGGUGCUCGCGCCAGGCGAGCGGAUUUUGAUGGAUUGGAAGAGUCUGCCAAUAUUGCUGGUGGUGAAAGCUGUUCAGCUUACGGACCUAUCUAUGAACAAGCAGUCAGCCGGUGCCCAGCCGACAACAUCUGACCCUCGCGUACGAGGUAUACUUACGAACCAGAGUCAGAUGGGCUUCUUUAAGGACCCAAAGUCAAAGGUCAAUCUGAAGGCUUCGAAGAAAAGGGCCGCUGGAAACGCUAUCCUGACUCCGGAUUUCAAGUUCGAAGACAUGGGUAUAGGUGGUUUAGACAAGGAAUUCAGUGCUAUCUUCAGAAGAGCUUUCGCAUCGCGUAUAUUUCCGCCUGGGCUGAUAGAAGCGAUGGGCAUCCAGCAUGUGAAAGGGAUAUUGCUCUUCGGUCCUCCAGGGACAGGCAAGACGCUCAUCGCUAGAAGGAUCGGAAAAAUGCUCAACGCACGAGAGCCAAAAGUUAUCAACGGUCCUGAAGUCUUAAAUAAAUUCGUUGGACAGUCAGAAGAGAACGUCAGGAAGCUCUUCGCUGACGCAGAAAAGGAAUACAAAGAGAAGGGGGACGAGAGUGGUCUACAUAUCAUUAUAUUCGACGAGCUUGACGCGGUAUGCAAGCAGAGAGGAAGCGGAGCUGGUGGUGGCACCGGAGUAGGAGACAGUGUGGUCAAUCAGCUCUUGUCAAAGCUUGAUGGUGUGGAUCAGCUGAACAACAUUCUUCUGAUCGGCAUGACAAACCGAUUGGACAUGAUUGACGAUGCAUUGCUGAGACCAGGUCGUUUAGAGGUUCACAUGGAGAUUUCCCUACCAGACGAGAGCGGUCGUGUUCAGAUUCUCAAGAUCCAUACGGCUAAGAUGAGAGACAGCGGCAACCUUGAUCGUGAUGUUGACUUGGUCGAACUUGCCGCCAGGACUAAGAACUUUUCAGGUGCUGAGAUCUCUGGCCUUGUUAGAUCGGCUACGUCUUUUGCGUUACAGCGGCAUGUGAAAGUAGGCACAAUGGCAGGUGUUUCCGACGAUCUGGACACUCUGACUGUCAAUUUGGAUGACUUCGAGCAUGCAUUUGAGGACGUCAAACCUGCUUUUGGCGUGGCCGAGGAUGAAAUGGAAACUCUAUUCCGUGGUGGCAUCAUACAGUUCUCUCCUUUUAUCAACGACAUUGUCGACGCCGGCCGAUUGAUAGUGAAGCAGGUACAGGAUCAAGACUCUGCACCCCGCUUUCGAGCUCUGCUUUGGGGUCCUCCAGGCAGUGGAAAGACGGCUUUAGCCGCCAAGUUAGCUUUGGACAGCAGCUUUCCUUUUAUCAAAUUGAUUACCCCGGACAACAUGAUUGGCUUCAGCGAAACUAUGAAGACCAAUCACAUGCGGCAGAUCUUUGAAGACGCCUACAAAUCACCGCUCAGUAUUGUACUCAUCGAUAAUAUUGAGAGCAUCAUUGAGUGGGUACGGAUUGGUCCACGCUUCAGCAAUCCAGUCCUCCAGGCUUUAAAGGCAAUGCUCAACAAACAGCCACCCAAGAAUCAUCGUCUGCUCGUAUUAGCGACUGCAACAGAACGUCACGUCUUACAGGAGCUCAAUCUGUACCAGUCUUUCGACCAAAAGAUCGCAGUGCCAACAGUGAACAGCCACGAAGAGCUUGAAUUCAUUCUCGAGCAAUCUCACGUGUUCAAGAACCCCACUGCUGCGACGAAAGAGCUUCGAGAGAUUACCAGAAGCGACUCUGUUGGUGUUGGUAUCAAAUCGAUCUUGUUGGCUAUUGAUACCGCCAAGCAGGACGAUGACAGAGAGGGCCGUCUGGCAUCAACGCUGGCAAGCCUGAAAUCAGAGGCUGAAUACUUGUGA